Molecule: messenger RNA, 1703 nt
Organism: Tupaia belangeri chinensis (Chinese tree shrew)
Lineage: Eukaryota; Metazoa; Chordata; Mammalia; Scandentia; Tupaiidae
Gene: RNH1
Product: ribonuclease/angiogenin inhibitor 1
Exons: 10
Coding region: 149-1516 (455 amino acids)
Cellular component (GO): cytoplasm
Molecular function (GO): protein binding
Source: RefSeq, a predicted model, not a curated record
GCCCUAGGCUCCGCCCCCGCCGGGAGCUGCCCGCGCCAGGCCCAUCCUCCGCGCCCCGCCCGCUCAGUCAGAAUUCGGCCGCGUUGCUCUCGAUCCACGAGCCACUAGCUGUUCGUCGACUGUCUCGAGGCAGCACCUCCGCUCCACCAUGAGCCUCGAUAUCCAGUGUGAGCAUCUGAGCGACACCAGGUGGACCGAGCUCCUCCCCCUGAUCCAGCAGUACUCAGUGGUCAGGCUGGACGACUGUGGCCUCACGGAGGCACACUGCAAGGACAUCUGCCCUGCGCUCCAGGCCAACUCCGGCCUGACCGAGCUCAGCUUGCGCACCAAUGAGCUGGGCGACGCGGGGGUGCACCUGGUGCUGCAGGGCCUGCAGAGCCCCACCUGCAAAGUCCAGAAGCUGAGCCUGCAGAACUGCUGCCUGACGGAGGCUGGCUGUGCGGUCCUGCCCGCUGCGCUGCGCCGCAUGCCCACCCUGCGCGAACUGCACCUCAACGACAACCCCCUGGGGGACGCGGGCCUGCGGCUGCUCUGCGAGGGACUCCUGGACCCCCAGUGCCACCUCGAGAAGCUUCAACUGGAGUAUUGCAACCUGACGGCCGCCAGCUGCGAGGCCCUGGCUGCCGUGCUCUGGGCCAAGCCGGGCUUCAAGGAGCUCAUGGUGAGCAACAACGGCAUCGGGGAGGCCGGCGUCCGCGUGCUGUGCCAGGGCCUGAGAGACUCCGCCUGCCAGCUGGAGACGCUCAAGCUGGAGAACUGUGGUGUCACGCCGGCCAACUGCAAGGACCUGUGUGGCAUCGUGGCAGAGGCCUCGCUGCAGGAGGUGGACCUGGGCAGCAAUGACCUGGGCGACGCGGGCAUCGCAGAGCUGUGCCCAGGGCUGCUCCGUCCCAGCUCCAGGGUCAAGACCCUGUGGCUCUGGGAGUGCGGCAUCACCGCCGAGGGCUGCAGGCACCUGUGCCAGGUCCUCAGGGCCAAGGGCAGCCUGAAGGAGCUCAGCCUGGCUGGCAACGAGCUGGGUGACGAGGGGGCCCGGCUGCUGUGUGAGAGCCUGCUGGACCCCGCCUGCCAGCUGCAGUCGCUGUGGGUGAAGUCCUGCUGCCUCACGGCUACCUGCUGCCCCCACUUCAGCUCGGUGCUGGCCCAGAACAAGUCACUCCAGGAACUGCAGAUCAGCAGCAACAAGCUGGGGGACGCAGGGGUGCAGCAGCUCUGCCAGGGCCUGAGCCAGCCCAGCUCCACCCUGAGGGUUCUCUGGCUGGGGGACUGCGAGGUCAGUGACGACGGCUGCAGCACCCUUGCCUCGGUCCUGCUGGCCAGCCGCAGCCUGCGUGAGCUGGACCUCAGCAACAACUGCAUGGGGGACCUCGGCAUCCAGCAGCUGAUAGAGAGCCUCCGGCAACCGGGCUGCGCACUGGAGCAGCUGGUCCUGUACGACAUCUACUGGACCGAGGAGAUGGACAGGCAGCUGAAGAUCCUGGAAGGACAGAAGCCUUCCCUGCGGAUCAUCUCCUGAGGCACCUCCAUGCCCACCAGGCUCCUGGACAGGCCUGACCUUGGUCUACCCAUCACGGGGACUGCCCCGGCCUCUGGGGAGGGAGUCUCUGCGUGACCUAACUUUGAAGAGAAAUGCUCAAAUCAAGUUAUUGCUGCAAAUAAUUUUACACACUUUGUGAUUAUUAAAGCACUGUUUUGUCAAGUGG